UGUUUGACUGAAUGUGGGAUUGGGGAGGAAAAUGAUGGAGUCUUGAUGCGUUGAGUUUGUGUGUGAAUACGAAAACAGCGCUGGAAAUUCCUCCUUUCGACCGGGAAAACCGCCACUGCUUCUCGGCUUCAAGCUCCUCAGUUUGGUCGUCGCCGGUAUACGACUGAGUAUCCUGGGGAUUUCGCUGCCGCUCUUUACCCUGGGAUAGCCUGCCUGGCUAAGAUUAGCCUAGGCUGCUAGCGGAGCUCUAUGGGAAUCUCCAGCCGGAGCGGCACUUUAGCUCGCUAGCGGACUGAAUGCAGCCUCGCGCCUCACGCCGCAUCGGGCACGUUCAGCCGCUACUGCUGCUGCAUUAUUCACGCGGUUUAUUGACACAUGGAAAUGAGGAAUAUUGGAUUACCAUGCACUGCUUACGUUUAUUUUGAGGGAUUUGCUGCACGGAAUGAGCUCUGUGAGAGCUGUCAAUCACCCCGGUGGAUUUAACAUGUCGUGCCAUCAUGCUGAUCUGCGAUCAUCCACACUAAUGUUUUGAUGGCAAGGGAUCUACGUAUUUUUUCCUUUCCUCUACCUGAUUUUAAACCCCUUAAACAUCAGUGAAUGCACAAAAGCUGAUUUUGGACGGAUACUUUUGAGAACUUUUCCAAGGAAAGGAUUUGUGAGGGGGUGGCGUCAGAACGCGACGGUAUUUUAAACAAACUGUCAGCUCUAUAAAGAGGACAAAACCAUGGCUUCAGUGUGGAAGAGACUGCAGCGUGUUGGGAAACAUGCUUCCAAAUUCCAGUUUGUCGCCUCCUACCAGGAACUCAUGGUGGAAUGCACAAAGAAAUGGCAACCGGACAAGCUAGUUGUUGUCUGGACACGCAGGAGCCGAAGGAAAUCAUCCAAGUCUCAUAGCUGGCAGCCUGGCAUCAAGAAUCCCUAUAGAGGAGUGGUGGUGUGGCCUGUUCCAGAGAAUAUAGAGAUCACUGUCACACUAUUUAAGGAUCCCCACGCAGAGGAGUUUGAAGACAAAGAGUGGACCUUUGUCAUUGAAAAUGAAUCUCCGUCGGGUCGUCGGAAAGCGCUGGCCACCAGCUGCAUUAACAUGAAGCAGUAUGCCAGUGCCAUGCCCACACAGACAGACGUCAAGCUCAAGUUCAAGCCGCUGUCCAAGAAAGUGGUUUCAGCAACACUUCAGUUCUCCCUGUCCUGCAUCUUUCUGCGAGAGGGCAAAGCCACUGAUGAAGAUAUGCAGAGUCUGGCCAGUCUGAUGAGCAUGAAGCAGGCUGAUAUUGGUAAUCUGGAUGAUUUUGAGGAAGAGAAUGAGGAAGAUGAGGAGAACAGAGUGAACCAGGAGGAGAAGGCCGCCAAGAUCACAGAGAUUGUGAGGCAGCUGAAUGCUCUCAGCUCUAUAGAUGGAGAACCAGAUGACUGCCUAAAGCAAGCAAAUAAACCUGCCUCCUCUUCUGAAGAGCUGAUCAGUAAGUUGAACUUCCUGGAUCAGGAGGACCAAGACCAGAGCAACAUGAGCUCUAACCCCUUCGAUGAACCUAUUGACCCGGUUGACCUUAACCCCUUUGGUGACCCGGAUGAGGAUGAACCAUCUCCUAAGCCCCAUGUGCGGUCCACUAUCAGAGAUCAGGAGCCUGUAUAUGAUCAGAACACCUCUUAUCCUUCAAACCCAUUUGAUGAGGCUGACAUAGAAAUGGACUCUUCUCAACAUGGCAACCCGUUUGAUGAACCUGAACGCGAACCCCAGCCUAAAGUUUCUCCACCCAGAAGCAGCAAGAGGAAGAAUGUCCGGCCGGUGGACAUGAGCAAAUACCUGUACGCCAACACAACCAAGACAGAGGAGGAGGAGCUAGAUGAAUCAAACCCAUUCUAUGAGCCCAGAUCCUCUGGUGCAGUCACAUCCGAGGUAGACAGCAGCAUCUCCGAGAAGAGCACCAAACGCCAGGCCCCUCUGCCUCCUAGUGCUGGACCCAACCCUGCUGUGGCCCCUGGAGGCCCUGUACCAAAGACCUCAGCUCCUGAAGGAACACCCACUCCACCGGCUCUGGCACCCUCAGCUGUCUCAGCUGUUAUAGGUAGAGAGUUUACCUCGUCCUCGCCCAAGCCCAGUCCAAUUCCUAGUCCUGUUCUUGGUGGGAGGCCGAAUGCAAGUCAGUCCCUGUUGGCCUGGUGCCGUGAGGUCACAAAAAACUACAGAGGCGUCAAAAUCACCAACUUCACCACUUCCUGGAGGAAUGGACUGGCAUUCUGUGCCCUGUUACACCACUUCAGACCCGGCUUAAUUGACUACAAGGCUCUCAAUCCUCAAGAUAUUAAAGAAAACAACAAAAAGGCAUAUGAUGGCUUCGCCAGUCUGGGAAUCUCUCGGCUUCUGGAGCCGUCUGACAUGGUUCUACUGGCGAUCCCGGAUAAGCUGACAGUGAUGACGUACCUGUAUCAGAUCCGGGCACAUUUCAGCGGAGAGGAACUCAAUGUUGUGCAGAUCGAAGCCAACAGCAGUCGUAGCACAUACAAAGUUGGAGACUUUGAAACGGAUACAAACAGUUCUAUCGACCAAGACAAGUUCUACGCAGAACUUAACGACAUUCACCAAGAGCCCACCAAUCAGGGUGCCGCAGCAACCAAUGGUGGGCAUGGUGUUAAAGAAGAGCAGGAAGUGAAGUCAGUCAUGACAGUUGGGGGAUGUGGUUCUCUAUCCACCUCCCCAAGGGAAGUUCUAAAAGAUGUAGCUCCAUCUUUAUGGGCGACUACAGCAGACCGUGACUCUACAGUAGCUACAACGGUCACUGAACCUCACCCACGAUCCGCCCAAAGCACCAGAACCAACCUGGAGACCUCCACCAGCCAACCUCCCGCUGCAGAACAGAAAAAACUCCUCAAAGCCGAUACACUGGACAUGGGUGAUCUGUCUCACAGGCUGGAGAGAGAAAAGGAGAGAGGGCAAUCAGGUGGGUUGACCGCUGCUGACACCAGAGACUCCAGGGAGCAGCACGAGACCCCACGGCCUGGUGAAAGACAAAUUGAAUCUGGGUCACCCACGUGGCAGACCGGGUCUUCUCUAACGAACACACACAAACUGGGCUUCACGUAUAACAGAGACACUGAUCUUAUCAAGAAGAAGAGAGCGAGUUUGCGCCACUCUGAAUCUGACAGCAGUGCCCAGACCAACCACACACACACACCUGCUAAACUCACACAGGAAGUCAUACCCGCCCCAGUGUCUAACACCAGUGAAGAGAAGAAGGUCCUGUCUCGUCAAGAGGAGCUGAAGGAGAGGGCCAGGCUGCUAUUGGAACAGGCCCGUAGAGAUGCUGCCAUGAAGGCUGGAAACAAAAGCACCACUAAUGCACAGUCACCUACACAAACUCCACAGAUUAUUGAUGAGCGUGAUGAAGAACGGCGCAGGCAGCUGCGAGAGAGAGCCAGGCAGCUGAUAGCAGAGGCUCGAUCUGGAGUAAAGAUGGCUGAACUGUCUCUCUAUACUAACUCCACCUCCAUAGCCUGUAGUGCAGCUGGGAACAACUUAAAAGGAAGGUCAAAGACAGCUGGAGACGUGGUGGAUGGGAUGAGUGUGGAGGGUGAGGAUGAGGAGAGCAGGAGUGAUAUUGAGGCGGCGGCAUCGUCUCAUGCUGAUGAUGUCACUCAUACUAACCCUGAGGAGGAACUGUCGUCUUCAUGUCUAAUGGAGGAUGAUUUUACUAACACUGCCAGUGACCUGGCCGCUCUGGGUGUGAUGAACAGCAGGCAUGUGGACCUGAAGCUCAAGAAGCUCACAGAGAUUCAGCCACAGGGUGGCAGCUCUCCUUCAUCUUCAUCAUCUUCCUCAUCGCUGACGGCAUCCAGUACUUCACCCCUCAGCCCUGAAUCAGGCGGCAUGCAGAAUAAUGUUGAUGAAUUGCAUGCAGAGCGUCUUCGCAGGGCAACGGAACAUCUGCGCAGUCCCGUUGUCUUCCACAAGGAGUCUGCAGUUAGGAAAACACAGCUCAAAUCAUUCAGCCAAUACGUAGAGACCAGGCCAGAGGUUAAAAGGCAGAGAUCAGUGCCUGAAGAUCUAAAGCGGGCACCCGAGGAGAGAGGAGCUUUGACAGAGACAGAAGGACGAAAGCCAACUGAAGAUGAACAGAAAGCGUUCAAAGACACCAGUCAGUACGUGGUGGGAGAACUGGCGGCGCUGGAGAGUGAGCAGAGGCAGAUCGACACGCGGGCCUCGCGUGUGGAGAAACGUCUGCGCUAUCUCAUGGACACAGGCAAUAAUAAAGAAGAGGAAGAGUCCAUGAUGCAGGAAUGGUUUACGUUGGUCAACAAGAAGAAUGCUCUGAUCCGCCGACAGAACCAGCUCUCUCUGCUGGAGAAGGAACACGAUCUGGAGAGACGCUUUGAGCUGCUGAACCGAGAAUUAAGGGCAAUGCUGGCGAUUGAAGACUGGCAGAAGACAGAGGCGCAAAAGCGCCGAGAGCAGCUGCUGCUGGAUGAGCUGGUCAUACUGGUCAACAAACGUGAUGCGCUGGUCCGAGACCUAGACGCCCAGGAGAAAGAGGCUGAGGAGGAAGACGAGCACCUGGAGAGAACCCUGGAACAGAACAAAGGCAAGAUGGCAAAGAAAGAGGAGAAGUGCGUUCUUCAGUGACGGUCAAAAAAAGGAGCAAGAUGACAUAUACACUACAAAAUCUUGAAAUGUAUUUGUGUCAUAGAGACCACAGCAUACACCUUAUUAUUGUUGUUUUAAAUCUUCAUAUGUAGAUCUUUUUGUUAUCACUAAGGGCUUAAGAACUGCUGAAUGCCCUGAGAUGCAUCCUGUUUUAUUAAUACCUGAGAUUUAUUAUUUCUCACACACAAAUACAAAAACUUUAUUAUUGUUAUUAUUAUUAGGUUUGGUUUGUUGGAUUUCACAAACAAGGUACUUAAGGAACUAAUAUUUGAGGAGAUGCAAAGCUGUACAAUUUCGAAAACUUUGACUAAAUGGUUAAAUCCAUUAUAAUACAGAUUAAUCUGAACACUAAGGCAUUCACAGCCUUCCGAAUGUGUUUCUCUUUCUUACAGGAAAUUAUUACUCAAAGUUUCGGUACAGCAUUUAACCUGGGACAUUUUUUUAUUUGUGAAUAGGAUUGGGUUUCAAAAUCAUAUCACAUUUCAGUUUUAAGAAAAUCUAUCAACAUGUUCUUCUCUAACAAGAGCUGAAAUGUUUUAAUUACUUAACUUUCUAAGUGUAGAAUAUUUGAGAAGGGGGACUUGUUGCUUUUAAAAAUAUAUUUAGUGUUUUUUUAUGUUUAAUAUGUUUACCAAACAUUUUAGAGCUUGCUUUAGUGAGAGGAGUGAAAUACUGCGAGUGCAUAUAAAAAAUAAACGGCCAUGUUGUACAUUUCAUUUUACUGUUGGAGGCUUAAAAAAACUUGAAAAAAAAACGUUAUUUUCAGAAGCAGUCACGAUCAGUGUAAUUUAUUACUGUUUGCUUUUAUUAAAGUUUGAGACGUUUUUAAAGUAACCAUCUUCACAAUCCUGUACAUUUGCUCAAGGACUUCAAUAUUUAUUGUAUAGUUUAGAAGGGAGGCUUUUCUUGUCUGCAUAUUUCAGUUUCACGUCUUUAUUGUAUGAGCAUCACCGGUUUAUUUAUUCCACUGUACUAUAAAUAUCACUGUUCAAUAAAAUCCAAAUGAUUUCAUACUCGAAUUAAACACUUCGUGUGGUUUUGGUUACUAAUGGAUUUGGCCUUGUGUCCCUACAGCAAAUGUUGUGUGCCAUUUUUUUAAGCUGAUACUGAAUGAACCUAGAAUUUAAUUUUUUUUAACACAUUUCAUUACG
This is a messenger RNA of Sinocyclocheilus rhinocerous, 5790 nucleotides long. RefSeq names its product EH domain-binding protein 1-like. Gene Ontology annotation, molecular function: protein binding. Bases 725 to 4618 code for a protein of 1297 amino acids. The record is from RefSeq and is a predicted model, not a curated record. The transcript is spliced from 26 exons. Lineage: Eukaryota; Metazoa; Chordata; Actinopteri; Cypriniformes; Cyprinidae.